This is a messenger RNA of Uranotaenia lowii, 1395 nucleotides long. RefSeq names its product 5'-deoxynucleotidase HDDC2. Gene Ontology annotation, molecular function: 5'-deoxynucleotidase activity. The record is from RefSeq and is a predicted model, not a curated record. Bases 90 to 905 code for a protein of 271 amino acids. Lineage: Eukaryota; Metazoa; Arthropoda; Insecta; Diptera; Culicidae. Gene Ontology annotation, cellular component: cytoplasm. The transcript has 4 exons.
ACUGUCAGUGAAACAUUAAUCAUCAGCUGAGAUCUGAAGAAAAACGAUAUGGGAAAAGUUGCAAACGGCCCCAAACUUUUAGCAUAAAAAUGCUUGCUAUUUAUAGGUUAUCGACCAAGCUGCGAAAACAUUCGUUUGUUCUGUGUACAAAAUUAUCAAAAUUAGUAAUGUCGCGGGAAACUCACGUGAACGGUGUCGAUUCGAUGCUGCAGCAGCAACAGCAAACAGAACAAGGGACGCCCAGUGGCCAAACCCAACCAUCUGGAACAGUGGCCCAGGAUCAAUCUGGUCAGCAGAAAAAGUUCAGUGAUUAUGUGAGAUUUUUGGAAUUGGUUGGAAAUCUGAAGCAUACAAAACGAACUGGUUGGGUUUUGCGGAAUGUGAAAGAUUGCGAAAGUAUAUCUGGUCAUAUGUACCGUAUGGGGAUGAUGUCAUUCCUGUUGGAUGGUAGUCAAGGUCUGGAUCGUAUAAAGGUCAUGGAAAUGGCAUUAGUGCAUGACCUUGCCGAAAGCAUUGUGGGCGACAUUACACCUUACUGCGGCAUCUCGAGAGAAGAAAAACUAUUGCGCGAGUUUUCUGCAAUGUCAGAGAUAGCCGAUCUGUUGGGACCCACAAAAGAAAGACUGUUAGCACUAUUCAAUGAAUAUGAAGAGGGUAAAACUGCAGAGGCAAAGUUUGUCAAGGAUCUUGACCGUCUGGAUAUGGUGAUGCAGGCGUUCGAGUACGAGAAACGAGACAACUGUCCAAUGAAGCAUCAAGAGUUUUUUGAUUCGACAAAGGGUAAGUUUUCUCACCCGUUCGUGAUCGACAUGGUGAACGAGAUCAAUGCACAGCGUGAAAAGUUUGCCGAAAAAUGUUCAGAAAAUGGUUCCACGCCGUCCCGUGAGGUGGCCAGCAGCAGAUGAUUCUGGAGUUGGAAAAUAAUGCGUAUUUUUCAAUAACACAAUGUAGCACAAUUCUUUCCUCAAUCGAGAUUCAAAAUAUUUCUACUGUUUGUUUGUUCGGUGUGAUUGCACCGAGUUUUAUUAAACGUGAUCUCAUCUCUGCUUAAACUUGGUACGGGAAAUUUGUGAGAACAUAUGUAAUCGUUACAUGUAGGUUAGUCAAUGUGAAGAAAAACCGAAGGUAUGCUUCAUGGCAGUGGAACUUAAAGCUAGGCCUAGGCUUACUUUUUAGCUAAUUUUAGGAUUAUACAAAGUUGUGAUGUGUAGAUAUCAUAUGUAAUGACAAGAAAAAAAAAUAAAAGGUUUAUAUUUCAGGGAUCUAUGUCAGUAAUCGAUAUAUUAGAUCACUUAUUUUAUAUCUUUCGAUGCUUGAAAUACAACUAACUUAAAAUUAAUCAACAAUACUACAUAUAUAGCAAAAGAGAAAAAAUAAAUUAAAAGCGCUUGCUAA